UGCAAAUGGUACUAAUUAGCAGCCGAUGUAAUUGGAAUGAAAUUAGCGAGAGAUUUAAUGAUGUUUCGCCAAUGAAAUUCUUACCCGUUGAAAAUGAACUUAGUCUCAGGGAUUAAGGUUGAAGAUCAACUUGUAUUUGAAAAAUGCAGUGGUACCGUUCAAUUUUGUCAAUUAUCGUUAUACUAAUUUUCCAAAAUUUUGUCAAUUCCGAGGAGUGCCAAUACGCGGAAUGUAUAGCGGAAGCAAAUCGUAUAAAAAGUAUCAUAGACGAAAGUCUCAAUCCCUGUGAAGAUUUUAUGGAAUUUUCAUGCGGACGAUUGAACAGUUAUUAUUCGCAAAAUUCUUAUAAAUAUCCGCGAGCCAGAAGCAGUGUUCUUAUUCAACAUUAUGAAACGCUUGAAAGCAAAAUAAUAGAGGAAUUAGAUGAGCCAGUGCGUCCUGAUGAGCAUCGAGGUAUUAGUCUGGCAAAAUUAUAUUGGCAAAGUUGUAAAAUCACAAAACCCGCGGAAGCAGCUUACGGAUUGGAAUUGGUCUUCAAUCGAUUAGGCAAAUGGCCAAUGGCGACUCCCGAUUGGGACAUGGAUUUUUCUUGGAUUAAUUUUUCGAUAAGUGCCAGAAAAUUGGGAUUUAUGCCAAAAAUGUUUAUAGACGUUGGUUUAAAUUUGGAUGACGUUGACAAAGCGUGGAGCAUCAAUGACACGCUUACGUUUAGGGUGGAACGUGCGAAGUUUCAUCCACUCGUAGGACCUAAAACUCCAACUGGUAUGAGAUCUGACGAUUUUUAUUCGACAAUUGUGAAACGUAUGUUGGGAAAUCGUUCAAACAUUUUCAAUAUGGAUGAUAUGGUAAAAGACUUGGCGGGAGUUCAUGACUUUCGUAUGGACAUUUUUGAUAUGAAUCAUGGGCAAAAAACACCAAUUCUUGAGAUGAAACAAGUAUCAAUUGCUGAAUUACAAAAGACUUAUCCUUACGUCAACUGGAUGGAGUAUUUGAGAGCCAUGCUACCACGUAAACAAGCCAAUUAUUUGUCUGACAGAAAUUGCGUGUUAAUCGAACCGUGCUUCUUGUCGAACAUCGAUGAGCUAUUGAAAAAAACCGAUAAAAGAAUAUUAGCAAAUCAUGGCUUUCUGGUUCUUAUUGACGAAAUGACCCUGUAUAACAGGCCACUCGUUAACUUGAUAUUGGCCAAAGAUACCGAAGAGGUUGAAGACAUCUGUUACAAAUCGACUAAACUCACUUUUUCACGAGCUCUCGAUAUGAUUGUAGCCAAAUUUGCUGGGCCAAUUACCAAAGCAAAAGUCACGGAAUUACAAACUCGUAUUGCGCACGAGGCGCAUCAAAUAUUCCAUAGAAUACCAUGGAUGGAUCAUUUGACACAACUGCACGCAGCCAAAAAAUCCGAGAGGACCACUUUCGUCAACGUCUAUUCGGAUGAUAUUUUUGAUACUAAUUAUUUUGAUCGUCUCGACUUUACCAAACCCAACGCCAUAUUGGUACUUUUCCGUGAACUUAAUAUUUUCCUGAGAGAUCAGUAUUUUCUACAAAUCGGACGACCACGGGCCAUGUAUGCUUUGCGACGCAUCGACAAUCAGACAAUGCAGGCGAUGGUGAGGACGCCAUUUGCUGCAAGUGACGUCGUCGUGAAACCAGAACGUAUCACGAAUGAAGUUUACAUACCAGCUGGAGCUUUGGGACCAGGACGCUUCAGUACAUUGCCUGAACUUGAUUUUAUGAAUUAUGCUGUCAUCGGUUUGCAAAUUGCACUCUCAAUGGGACUUCAGAUUUACGAGAAGGGAUCGUUCAUCGAUAGUAAUUUACAAUGGCGAGAAAAAUCCUGGUGGACUCAGACGACACAGAGACACUGGUGCUCUCUUAAAGCCUGUCGUGAAAUUGCUCAACUGAAGCCACUUGACUCACUGGACAUCACUUUUGGAUACAUUGGAGCUGCUGAAAUAGCUUACAAGUCAUUUUUCUACUGGAAACAACAAAAAAUGUGCAACGUUACUCUACCAGGCUUGAAAUACACAACCAGACAGUUGUUCUGGAUAGCAGCAGCUACCGCAAAUUGUGAUCCAGCCAUGAAACCACGAUACAACUGGAUGGUGGCGAACAAUUGCAAUUUUGGUGUUGAUUUUGGUUGUCCGGUAGGUUCCAGAAUGAAUUUAAUGAAUAAAUGUAAAAUGUGGAUACCCUAGAAAUCAUAUUAAUGAAAUUAUCAUAAGUCAAUAAAUAAAUUCUCACGUUUUAACACACCGUU
This is a messenger RNA of Cephus cinctus (wheat stem sawfly), 2257 nucleotides long. Its product is annotated as neprilysin-2. Bases 144 to 2195 code for a protein of 683 amino acids. The record is from RefSeq and is a predicted model, not a curated record. Lineage: Eukaryota; Metazoa; Arthropoda; Insecta; Hymenoptera; Cephidae. Gene Ontology annotation, cellular component: plasma membrane. The transcript has 12 exons. Gene Ontology annotation, molecular function: metalloendopeptidase activity. Gene Ontology annotation, biological process: protein processing.